Molecule: messenger RNA, 740 nt
Organism: Ceratina calcarata
Lineage: Eukaryota; Metazoa; Arthropoda; Insecta; Hymenoptera; Apidae
Product: MICOS complex subunit Mic10
Exons: 4
Coding region: 201-476 (91 amino acids)
Cellular component (GO): MICOS complex; mitochondrial inner membrane; mitochondrion
Source: RefSeq, a predicted model, not a curated record
UACGCCGGAUCUGCUCUCUUGUUUGAAACGAAAUGGGGACUGUUUAAUUGCAUCGAUAUCAUUGCCAUCGAUUACAUUACACAUUCACACUUAUUGCUGGGAGAAACGUCGCCGAUUAUACAGAAAUACCCGGAUCCCGUUUUUGUAUCACCGCGAACGAUCCAUGUUUAAAUAGCAUAGAAUCUUCUGAUCGGUGAAAAAUGGCUACCUGGGCAGAGGACGAAAUUGGUCGGAAAUGGGAUCGGUGUUUUACGGACGCGCUCUUUAAAUUCGGAGGAGGAAUUCUUCUCGGAGGAGUGUUCUCCCUAUUUUUUUUCAAACGAAGAAAAUGGCCCGUUAUAACUGGGGCUGGCUUCGGUUUAGGUAUGGCAUACGCUAAUUGUCAAGAGGAUUUAAAUUCAACGGUGAAACGACAGCAUGCAAGAGACUGCAAACCAGGUGAAAAGACUAAGCCAGAGGAAAAGAAAGGUUCUUAGCAAUCUUUCUAUUGAAUGAAAAUUGUUAUGCUGUUAACAAACAACAUGCAAUACACCGAUAAACUAGUUGUACUUGUAUCAUAGUGUCAUACAUAAUAAAAUCUAUCAUCAGUUUUAAAUGAGAUCGAUUUAAAACACAAGGAUUUCUGUAUGAGAGGCGCAUAAAUACAAACGUACAUAUUUAUUAUCUGUUUUGCUGCCUUUAGCAUUUAAACAACUGGAUAUUUAAUGAAAUAUAAAUAAAGCGAUCUUUUUAUAUAUUCA